AAACACUAGAGCACUAUACAACUGCAGUCGUGUGAGCGAACAAGUCAUCGCCGCAGGCACAAAACGCGCACGCACCUUGACCACGACAAGGGUCGUAUUGUUCAUCUGCAGGAACGGCAGAGAGGCCGGGGACCAUACUCCCUGGAUCGCCAGCGGUAUCUCCAGCGCGAUGUGAAGAAGAAACACGACGGAGCUAGAGGGGAGAUAAUUGAGAAUCUCGCACGCACGGCCUAUAGCACGGCAUGCUGAGCUCACAGAGGGCUACGCGCGGACAUGGUGGUGGUCGGUGGAAAACUUGUGACGAGGCAAGAUGGCAAGCCUUCAAAAUGACACGCGCAGAUGCUUGAUAGCAACUAUUCCUUAUCUGGCUCGGUGCCUGAUUCCCGUUCGGUGUCAUCCAGGCCCUUGCCCUCUGAAUUGUGGCCUACUUGAAGCCUAGGCAUUAAAAUCCUCGUCCCUGGCCACGUAUGAGUCAAUUUCAUUUACGAAUGCUAGCUAGCCAGCAGAUAUUAUAGCUCAGAGGUAUGAUACUAAUAUAUAUACAUAGAGCAAAGAUGCAAAGCAGAUCGAGGACGUGAAUGAAGAUGCAAGGGGAAAUAUGCGUGGGAUAUGUUGAUUUGUUAUGCCGGGGGAGCCAGUGCACGGUAAUCCUCCAUCUCUUUGUCCAGUUCUUCCUUUGACCGCGAAGUUGCCCAUUGCUUCUUCAGCCGUUUCGGCCCCUUCUUGGCGCGUCGGCGAGGAGGAACAGGUGCAGCGAGCGUCGCAUUAUGUGGGGUAGCAGGCCGCGGAGGUGGUGCUGGUGGCGCUAGAUUUGUCGCUUUUUUUGUUUGG
This is a messenger RNA of Mycena citricolor, 831 nucleotides long. Lineage: Eukaryota; Fungi; Basidiomycota; Agaricomycetes; Agaricales; Mycenaceae. The record is from the annotation of a GenBank genome assembly.